Molecule: messenger RNA, 1542 nt
Organism: Ostrea edulis (European flat oyster)
Lineage: Eukaryota; Metazoa; Mollusca; Bivalvia; Ostreida; Ostreidae
Product: slit homolog 2 protein-like
Exons: 10
Coding region: 119-1093 (324 amino acids)
Cellular component (GO): extracellular matrix
Molecular function (GO): protein binding
Source: RefSeq, a predicted model, not a curated record
AAAUUGAAAUGAUGUACACCAGUUCACUGUGUUUAAGGCGGAGAAGAUGCCAGCUCUUGAUAUAACCAGGAAAUAAUUACACCGUUGAAGAGAUACUCAGAACUCAGACAAGACCACAAUGGCGUGGCUGGAAGUAUUUAUUUUCUGUGUGAUGUAUAGCCGGGGGACGGAGGCCUGUUCUGACCAGUGUAGCUGUAGUAGAUCGUCUUACUGUAGUGGGACUUACGUAAAUUGUGUGAAUAGAGGAUUGACUAGAGUACCGAUCAGUAUCCCCGAGGACACCUGUGAACUAAACUUGAGCAGCAAUAACAUAACAAUGGUAGAACAGGAAAGUUUUCAGGGACUGGCGAACUUAUACUAUCUAUUCCUGUACAACAACAAGAUAACAAUGGUAGAAAAGCGAAGUUUUGAGGGAUUGGUGAACUUGCAAGAACUGUACUUGAGCGAUAAUGAAAUAACAAUAGUAGAAAAAGGAAGUUUUAAGGGAUUGACGAACUUAAAAAAUCUAAUCUUGACCAGGAAUGAAAUAACAAUGGUAGAACAAGGAAGUUUUGAGGGACUGGCGAAUUUGCAACAUUUAGAUCUGGAAGAUAAUUUACUGCAGAGUGUAAAGAAAGAUCUGAUGGAACAAUUGCCAAAACUGAAACGUCUUGCAUUGGAAAGAAAUCCUCUUCAAUGCGGUUGUCAAUUAGUCGCGUUUCUCACUGUUGCAAAAACAAGGAGUUUGAAGUUAAAGUUUGAGAACGAUGUUGAACCCAGCUGUCACACACCACGUAAACUGAACGGAACACUGCUGAAGGCCCUAAAACUUCGAAAAAUGACAAGGAAUUGUAAGUUGACCUCCACAGCAGUACUUCCUGUAGCAGUAAGCACUGGUGCGGUCUCCAGAACAAUCGCUCUUACUGAUUCCACCACAGACGUUUUCGAUGUUCAAGACCAAGUAAAAGAUUUCACAGAAGCAACGAUUUAUCGUGACGAUUUUGAUGAUCAGGUCUCCCAACAGUCUCCUAGCAUUUCCAUGGGUACCAAUUGGGCUCGUUUGUUAGAUGAAAGGUUUUUGUUAAAUGGAACAAAAUCGAAAGAUUCCACUUAAGAGGCCAAGGGUUUUGGAAGAGGUUCCAUAUCAAUUUAAAGAAAACCAGGAAUUAAAUUUCAAAAUUGUUAAGACCAGGUGAUUAACUGUUCGCCAUACACGGGUGAGAUAUAAUCCAAGGCUUGGAAUUAUACUUAAAUGGAUGAAUGAUGUUGCAAUUUUAAUGCAUACAUUAACAUACGACGAUAUUCUUAUCCCGUCACACGAACUACAUGAACUUAUUCAAAUCCUCUGCUGGACGAUUUUAAGGUGAUUUUCAAAUCACUGGUAAAGAUAGAUUAUAUUGAUUGAACAAAUUUUCAGUGAGAUAAGUACGUUUGAACAUGUAAAUCUAAAUCUAAUUUAACAUUUCUGUUACGUAGUGCUUAUUUUGUUAUGAAAAUUGAGAGAAAAAAGUCUAAUCAUUUGCAUAUAUUUGCAGAUUAAAAUUUUCUUGCCUUGAAACUUCA